This is a messenger RNA of Cryptomeria japonica (Japanese cedar), 2010 nucleotides long. RefSeq names its product cysteine-rich receptor-like protein kinase 10. Lineage: Eukaryota; Viridiplantae; Streptophyta; Pinopsida; Cupressales; Cupressaceae. Gene Ontology annotation, biological process: protein phosphorylation. The transcript has 7 exons. Gene Ontology annotation, molecular function: ATP binding; protein kinase activity. Bases 1 to 2010 code for a protein of 669 amino acids. The record is from RefSeq and is a predicted model, not a curated record.
AUGGAGAUGGCCUCCACUGCAAAUUUUGCGCACAGGCUCCAUGUUUUGUUGUCAGUUGGCAUCUCUGUGUUGUUCAUUGCCCAAAAUGUACCAAUCUGCAACGCAAUGAUGAAAAUGUGCAACGGCAAUACUAAUACAAGCGCCCAAUUCCGUAGUAAUUUGAACAUGGUUCUUAAUAAUCUUGUAGAUAAUACCUCAUCGUCAAAUGGUUUCAUUAUCUCUACUUCCGGCGAAGGUGCAGACAGAGCAUCUGGACUGCUCCAAUGUCUGGGAGACGUAAACAUGCAAGAAUGCUUCAACUGUUCACGAGAAGCAAACAGCACUGUCCGCAACUCCUGUAAAGAUGCCAUAGGCGCUAGGGUUUGGCUGGACAACUGCUACAUACGCUAUGAGAACUAUGCCUUCGGCGGACAUCUAAGUACCGACGGACAGGUUGAUCCCGGUACAGCCAAGGCCUUAGGUGAUCCUGAUUUGUUUAGUGCGGCAGUUAAGGCGCUUUUCAAAAAUCUGUCAGAUGAAGCCCUUCGUUCCUCUGAUCGAUUUUCUUCUGGACAAACAAAUGCCUCUAUGACUUACCGAACACUCGGUUUCGUCCAGUGCUGGAGAGAUAUGACUAAUGUUAGCGACUGCAGAUCAUGUUUAUCAAAUGCAAUUCAGAAUUUGCUGGAUGCGACUGAGAAUGGAACUCGUCUUGGAGCUGUCGCCGGCUUGGGAAGUUGCAUGGCACGUUAUAGCUCAAUCUUACUGCCUCCUCCACCAAGUAAUAUGCCUAUGGAUUUUCUUUCUGAAAAUUCCUCAAAGAAAUUAAAGAUGAUUUUGGGUAUUCUCGGCGGCUUGGUGGUGAUAGUACUGUUAUUUCUAUUUUCAAUUAGAAGAAAAUUGAAAUCUGUAAUAUUAGGGAAGCUAGGCAUUUUAAAGAAAGACACGGAUGCAGAUUCAGUGAUCAGCAAGGAGCAUGAAAUAGUGUUUACCUUGGACAAUAUUAGGGUUGCCACAAGAAAUUUCCAUGAUGAUAAUAAACUUGGAGAGGGAGGGUUUGGCUCAGUAUACAAGGGUACUAUGCCAGAUGGAAAAGAAGUAGCAGUAAAAAAGCUUUCCUUAAAAUCAUCGCAAGGAAAAGUGGAGUUUUUAAAUGAGGUUAAGCUGGUGGCCAAAAUUCAACAUCGUAAUCUUGUGAGUCUGCUUGGAUGUUGCAUAGAGGGUUUUGAACGCUUGCUUGUAUACGAGUUCCUGGUUAACAAGAGCCUUGACAAAAUACUAUUUGAACUUGAUUGGAAUAAGCGUUUGAACAUCAUAUGUGGAAUAGCUCGUGGGCUUCUGUACUUGCAUGAAGAUUCUCGGCUGCGGAUCAUUCAUCGAGACAUCAAAGCAAGCAAUAUUUUACUCGAUGAGAAAUUCUUACCAAAAAUAUCAGAUUUUGGCUUAGCAAGACUGAUUCAUCAAGAUGAAGCCUACGUUAAUACAAGGGUAGCAGGAACAUAUGGUUAUAUGGCACCAGAGUACGCUAUGUUAGGCCAAUUAUCUGUUAAAGCUGAUGUCUAUAGCUUUGGCGUUGUCAUUUUAGAGAUUAUUUGUGGGAGAAAGAACACUGAUAUUACAUUAUUCCCUGAAUUUCAAAGCCUAUUAGAUUGGGUAUGGAGAUGUUAUCUACAAGGAAAUAUUGUGGAUAUAAUUGACAAAGCAAUAAUUGGGAGCUUUACAAUUGAACAAGUUUCAAGAUACAUUCAUAUUGGUCUUUUAUGUACACAAGCAGAAGCAUCACUUCGUCCAUCAAUGCUUAAUGCAUAUGCAACGCUUUCAAACCUUUCUAUUACCAACCUACCAAAUGUCACGAGACCUGCUUAUCUAAGUGUUAAACAUGAAGAUAUUGUUGUGCAUACACAUGCAUCAACAUCUACAAUUGAAAGUACAAAUUCUAUUGUUAUGCCAUUCUUAUAUAAUCCAUCUAUGACCCCUUCAGUCUCCCCAUCUAUCAAUGAUGUAACAAUAACAGAUUCGGGUUCUAGGUGA